AUUUAAAUGAUAUUAGUUAAAUAAAAAAAUAAAAUAUACAAGUCGUAUCAACAUUUAUCGACUAUUUUAUUAAGUGGUAAGCGUAGAAGUCUUCCACUAACAGAGCAAUGGAUUCUAGUAACAGUGGAGAAUCGUCAACGAUCGUAAAAGUUUCUCAACAGUUAAAGAUCACGAACUACUCGUUGCUAAAAGGAAUUGGAAGCGGGAAAUAUAUAUCAUCGGAACCGUUUUCAGUGGACGGAAACGAUUGGGCGAUCUAUUUUUACCCAGACGGCAAGAACGAAGACUUCAACGCUGCCUACGUGUCAGUCUUCAUCGUCCUCAUCAGUGACACCGGCAAGGAUGUUAAGGCACUUUUCGAAUUGGUUCUGUUGGAUCAAACCGGAAACGAUAACGAUAUGGUUCAUAGCCAAUUUCAAGGAACGCUUCUAAGGGAGGCUUACACGAUGAGAUACCCCGGUAGUAUGUGGAUUGUUCAAUCAGCAUUCCCUCUGGGUUUUCAAGGAUAAUGUUAGAUCCGCUUCCUUUCAAGUUAUAUGCUUUGGUAACUGAUAGAGUCCUCGACUGUAGUCUUUUUUAUUGAGGUGAUGAUGAGAGCUCGACUAUUAAAUAUGGAAGCACUUGAGCUUUGAUGGUGACUCUUGGUACCAAUGAGACACUGUAUUCAAAUAACUUAACGAGCCAAGUCAACAUUCUUCAGGCUAGAUCUGACUUUCUGAAGAAUUUGACGAAUAGGAUAAUUCGUUCGAACCACUACUUUAUGGCUCUAAAAGUAAGGAUCGAGUUGUCGUAAUGAUUACAAAGGCUAGACAUUCUACCUUUUGACAUCUAAUUUCAACUCAUUUGAACAUUUUACGAACAAAAUAAAUAAUCUUUUGUUCGUCGUCUACUUCUUCAA
Molecule: messenger RNA, 898 nt
Organism: Cicer arietinum (chickpea)
Lineage: Eukaryota; Viridiplantae; Streptophyta; Magnoliopsida; Fabales; Fabaceae
Product: BTB/POZ and MATH domain-containing protein 3-like
Biological process (GO): protein ubiquitination
Molecular function (GO): protein binding
Source: RefSeq, a predicted model, not a curated record